Messenger RNA from Talpa occidentalis (Iberian mole), 1622 nucleotides. RefSeq names its product ras homolog family member C (gene RHOC). Gene Ontology annotation, molecular function: GTP binding; GTPase activity. The transcript has 6 exons. The record is from RefSeq and is a predicted model, not a curated record. Lineage: Eukaryota; Metazoa; Chordata; Mammalia; Eulipotyphla; Talpidae. The coding region runs from base 154 to 735 and encodes 193 amino acids. Gene Ontology annotation, cellular component: neuron projection. Gene Ontology annotation, biological process: small GTPase-mediated signal transduction.
CGGGGCGGCCCCUCCGGUCAGUCUCUGCCCCGGGCGCCGCCGCGCAGCUGGACGCGCCGAGUGGAAGGCUGGACUUGAUCUCAGCUCCAGAGCCUGCCCUCUCUUCCUCCCAGGCUGUAGGCCUAGGAACUUCAGCUGGCUGGAGCUCCAGCCAUGGCUGCAAUCCGAAAGAAGCUGGUGAUUGUGGGGGAUGGUGCUUGUGGGAAGACCUGCCUCCUCAUCGUCUUCAGCAAGGACCAGUUCCCGGAGGUCUAUGUCCCCACCGUCUUCGAGAACUACAUCGCAGACAUAGAGGUGGAUGGCAAGCAGGUGGAGCUGGCCCUGUGGGACACAGCGGGCCAGGAAGACUAUGACCGCCUGAGGCCUCUCUCCUACCCGGACACUGACGUCAUCCUCAUGUGUUUCUCCAUCGACAGCCCCGACAGCCUGGAAAACAUUCCUGAGAAGUGGACCCCGGAGGUGAAGCACUUCUGCCCCAACGUGCCCAUCAUCCUGGUGGGGAACAAGAAGGACCUGAGGCAAGAUGAGCACACCAGGAGAGAGCUGGCCAAGAUGAAGCAGGAACCUGUUCGAUCUGAGGAAGGCCGGGACAUGGCAAACCGGAUCAGUGCCUUUGGCUACCUCGAGUGCUCAGCCAAGACCAAGGAAGGGGUGCGGGAAGUAUUUGAGAUGGCCACUCGAGCUGGCCUCCAGGUCCGCAAGAAUAAGCGCCGGAAGGGCUGUCCUAUCCUCUGAGAUCUCCCAUGCCUCCCCUACUUCCCUCCCUUCACAGGGGUGCAGAAACUACCCGUCUCCCUAAGUCUCAUCCUCUUAGGGCUUCAUGCCAAAGGCUCCUUCCAGUUCCCUCCAGCCCAGGACUGCAUUGAGUUGCCCCAGCCGAGGACAGUGUGGUAGGUCCUUCCCCCGCCCAGUGCUCCGGUCACUUGGGCCUGUGCCCCGCCCCCCAGAUGGAGUCCCUUCUCCCUAGCCAUGGCCAGGUUCUCGACCCCUUUGGCUUCCCCAGAGAAUCAUCACUCACCAGCACUUUAUACACUUCUGGCUCACUAGAGGGUCUGGGGUAGGGGACUGGGAGGGUGUAACCCAGAGAGAAACCCCCUGCCCCCACCCCCACUCCCUGUUUCUGGUGUGGACAGGGCCUUUCCUCUGGCUGUCCUUGGUGGGGGCCAUGAAUAAAGGCCACAGCUCCAAUGUGUGUGACAGCUUCCGGCCCUUCUCUCCUGGUCUCUGUCUUGGCUGUGAGCCUGGAGCCCCAUCUUUCCUUGUUUGCAAGUCACCUGCAAUGCUGGCCCUUGUCUGCAAAGGCAGGACUCAGGGCAGGCCGGGUGGAGUCUUGGAGCAAAGGAUGAGAUCAUGCCUGGCUCCAGGCCUGGGAGGCGGGCGAGGGGAGUGGUCUGGUGCAGGGGCUAAACUUAGAAGCCUGUGGGUGGCUUCCCUGCCACCUCCUACUGGGUUUCCUCCCCUGGCCCUGGGGGCGCCUCUCCUCUUGUGGGGAAGGGACACAGCCCUCACGGGGGUCUGGGUCAGCUUGGGAGCUCAGGAAGCUGGGCCAGGCUGAGUCACAAAGACUUUUGCAUAGAACAAGAUUUUGUUUUCAGAGUUUUUCUUCUCCCUGCAUUUGUUAG